AUGCCAGAUUCUUUGCCGGUGGUUAACCUUAUAAAUUUCAAUCAGGAUGGCACAUGUAUCUCAAUAGGUACAUCAGUAGGAUUCAAAAUUUUCAAUUGUGAACCCUUUGGAAAAUUCUAUUCUGAGGAUUCUGGUGGCUAUGGCAUGGUGGAAAUGCUCUUUUCAACUUCUUUGCUGGCGAUCGUGGGGAUAGGAGAUCAGCCUGCUAUGUCACCCAGAAGGCUAAGAAUAAUUAACACUAAAAAGCACUCAGUAAUAUGUGAAGUUACGUUUCCCACUUCUAUCCUGUCAGUCAAGAUGAACAGGUCUAGGUUAGUUGUCCUUCUGAAAGAGCAGAUUUACAUUUAUGAUAUAAGCAACAUGAGGCUGCUGCAUACAAUCGAUACAAAUCCGAACCCUCAAGGCAUAGUGGCAAUGUCGCCGUCCACAGAAAAUUGCUACCUCGUUUAUCCAUCCCCACCGAAAGUUAUCAACUCAGAAAUCAAGCAGAAUGUCACGACCAAUAAUCUGAAUGUCACCACUGGCGGAAAUAAAUUGUCGGACGAUGUAGCUCAGUCUGUGAUUAGUCAAAGGGCUGGCGGAUCUAGUGUAGACAGUAACUCGAUUCCAGUGGGAAACAAUAUACUGAAUUCGACCAAAGGCGGAGUCAUGGUGCCGGACAAAGCCCAAACUGCAAAGAACGAGCACAAUAGCAUAAUGAAAAAUGGGGACGUAAUUUUAUUCAAUUUGAAGACUCUACAACCUACCAUGGUGAUCGAGGCACACAAAGGAGAGAUAGCGGCACUGGCGCUGAGCUUCGAUGGCUCUCUGUUAGCGACUGCCUCGGAAAAGGGAACCAUAAUAAGAGUUUUCAACGUUGAAACUGGGAUGAAGAUGUACCAAUUCAGGAGAGGUACCUAUCCCACAAGGAUACAUUCCAUGUGUUUCAGCUCUGACAACCAAUUUCUAGCCGUGACGUGUUCGACCAAGACCAUUCACAUCUUCAAACUUAGGAAGGACGACAUCAUAACUGAGGGUCAUGAGACACAUGAAAGUGAUAACAGUCUCAUCGAGGACAACGGAUCGGAUGCUGUCUCCACAGCAACCAGAAAUGCAGAUGUAAGCAACGACAAUGUGGAAGCCGAUCCGGAAACGGAGGCUGCGCUGAUAGAAGCUGAAAGUAAUAACAUGAUACUCUUAGAGAAGUCCAAGGAACCCUAUGUCGACGCCUCUAGGAGAACAGUUGCCAGAAUGAUAAGAAAAUCGUCGCAGAAACUAUCGAGGCAAGCUGCCAAGACCCUAGAGCAACUUUUACCCAUCAAAGUCUCCUCUUUACUCGAACCAUCGAGGCAUUUUGCCAGUCUCAAGCUUCCCAUCGACAACAACGCUGGAGUGAAAAGUAUGACCGCAAUCGGCGAGCUUAUCGACGUUGACACUUCCGAGUACCCUGAACUUUUCGAGCUGAGCGACGAAUCAUCCUCCGUCAAAUCCAAUAAAUCAGCCUCGCUAGUCAAGAUGUUACCUGUGAGGGUUAUAACCUCGGACGGCUACUUGUACAAUUAUGUGCUCGAUCCAGAAAGAGGCGGCGAUUGUCUGCUCUUAUCGCAGUAUUCGCUCUUGUUGGCUUGA
This is a messenger RNA of Torulaspora globosa, 1608 nucleotides long. RefSeq names its product phosphoinositide binding protein ATG18 (gene ATG18). Gene Ontology annotation, molecular function: protein binding; phosphatidylinositol-3,5-bisphosphate binding; phosphatidylinositol-3-phosphate binding. The record is from RefSeq and is a predicted model, not a curated record. Gene Ontology annotation, biological process: autophagy of mitochondrion; nucleophagy; protein lipidation. NCBI's taxonomy places the organism in Eukaryota, Fungi, Ascomycota, Saccharomycetes, Saccharomycetales, Saccharomycetaceae. The transcript has a single exon. The coding region runs from base 1 to 1608 and encodes 535 amino acids. Gene Ontology annotation, cellular component: phagophore assembly site membrane; fungal-type vacuole membrane; extrinsic component of membrane.